Molecule: messenger RNA, 591 nt
Organism: Nasonia vitripennis (jewel wasp)
Lineage: Eukaryota; Metazoa; Arthropoda; Insecta; Hymenoptera; Pteromalidae
Product: defensin-2-like
Exons: 3
Coding region: 78-431 (117 amino acids)
Biological process (GO): defense response to bacterium; humoral immune response
Source: RefSeq, a predicted model, not a curated record
GGGUACCACUACAGAGUCCAUCAGUCGACUCCUCACAGUCUCAAGGAAAGCAAGGACGAAAAUCUCAUCCAUCAAACAUGAAGGUCCUCGUUGUUUUGGCUGCUUGCGCUGUUUUCGCCGGAGCUUUUGGCGCUACUAGAAUUCGCGAUGGCUACGAGGAUCCCGUCUUUGAAAUUCGAGACGACAUCAAGCAAGACGGCGAUAACGCCGAGACGGUCGACGCCACGGACGAUCUCUCCCCAAUCAAGGAGUCUUCAGACGAUCCGACAGAGCUCGUACAGCUUUCUUACAGAGUUCGUCGCUUCUCCUGCGACGUCCUGUCCUUCCAGAGCAAGUGGGUCUCGCCGAAUCACUCGGCCUGUGCCGUCAGGUGUCUAGCCCAGCGUCGCAAGGGAGGAAAGUGCAAGAACGGAGACUGCGUCUGCCGAUAAGGAUCUCGAGUUGUUUUAUGAAGGAGGCUGGAUUCUUGAAGUGCAUUUAUUUAUUUUUUGGCUGAUCUUUUGUCUAUACAAUACUCGCCUGGACUCAUGUAAUUUAGGAUUGUUAUAUAAACACGUUAUGAAUAAAAUUUUAUACACGUUUACAAUGUAA